This is a messenger RNA of Glycine soja, 2532 nucleotides long. RefSeq names its product exocyst complex component EXO70A1-like. Gene Ontology annotation, cellular component: exocyst. The coding region runs from base 259 to 2205 and encodes 648 amino acids. The record is from RefSeq and is a predicted model, not a curated record. Gene Ontology annotation, molecular function: phosphatidylinositol-4,5-bisphosphate binding. Gene Ontology annotation, biological process: exocytosis. Lineage: Eukaryota; Viridiplantae; Streptophyta; Magnoliopsida; Fabales; Fabaceae. The transcript is spliced from 13 exons.
AUUAUUCAUUGAUAAUCCGUGACAACAGUGGAAAGACCGGAAAAGUACCAAAGCCAGCACAGGCAACUGUGGGACCAUCCUAACAUCACCUUCACAGCUUCUUCUACCGAUUGAAAAACUCUACCAGCAGCAACAACCUCUGAUUUCUUCUUCCACUUUCUUUAGGUUAUGGUUCUCUGAGAAGAUUGAGCUUCAACAAGAAGAAGAAGAAGAAAGAAAGAAAGAAAGAAAGAAAGAAAGAAAGAAAGAAAGAAGAAGAUGGGAAUUGCAGUGGGAGGGGUUGAUUUGCUGAGUGAAAAAGCGGCGAUGAUGAGAGAGUGUCUGCAGAAGAGUGAAACCAUCACAGACAACGUCGUCACCAUUCUCGGUUCAUUCGACCACCGUCUCUCCGCCCUCGAAACCGCCAUGCGUCCAACUCAGAUUAGAACUCACUCUAUUAGGAAGGCUCAUGAGAAUAUUGAUAGGACUUCGAAGGUUGCGGAGGUUAUAUUGGCUCACUUCGAUCAAUAUCGUCAGGCAGAGGCAAAAAUACUUAAAGGGCCACAUGAAGACUUGGAAAACUAUCUUGAAGCAAUAGAUAAGUUGAGAAGCAACAUUCAGUUUUUUGGUAGUAAGAAGGGUUUCAAGAGUAGUGAUGGCAUUGUCGUGCAUGCUAAUAAUUUGCUAGCUAAGGCUAUUUCAAAGCUAGAAGAUGAGUUUAGGCAGUUAUUAUUAUCUUACAGCAAACCUGUGGAACCUGAGCGCCUCUUUGACUGCCUUCCAAACUCAAUGCGACCUUCAUCACCUGGCCAUGAGGGUGAUCCUAGUGGCAAGAAUCACCAUUCUGAGUCUCACAACAAUAAUGCUGAGGCUGUUGUAUACACACCUCCUGCUCUUAUACCACCAAGAUUUUUGCCACUGCUACAUGAUUUAGCUCAGCAAAUGGUUGAAGCUGGUCACCAACAACAGUUACUCAAAAUAUACAGGGAUGCCCGUUCUAAUGUAUUGGAAGAGAGCCUCCAAAAACUUGGAGUGGAGAAACUCAACAAAGAUGAUGUUCAAAAGCUGCAGUGGGAGAUUUUGGAAGCCAAAAUUGGAAACUGGAUUCAUUUCAUGCGUAUAGCAGUGAAAUUGUUGUUUGCUGGUGAGAGGAAAGUUUGUGAUCAGAUAUUUGAAGGCUUUGAUUCACUCAGUGAACAGUGCUUUGCGGAGGUGACUACAAACAGUGUCUCUAUGCUACUCAGUUUUGGAGAAGCAAUUGCCAAAAGCAAGAGAUCCCCGGAAAAAUUAUUUGUACUUUUGGACAUGUAUGAAAUAAUGCAAGAACUUCAUUCAGAGAUUGAAACUCUUUUUAAAGGCAAAGCUUGCUCUGCAAUAAGAGAAGCUGCAACUAGUUUGACAAAACGUCUUGCACAAACAGCUCAGGAGACCUUUGGAGAUUUUGAAGAGGCAGUUGAGAAAGAUGCUACAAAGACUGCAGUAACAGAUGGAACUGUCCAUCCUCUAACAAGCUAUGUAAUUAACUAUGUGAAGUUUUUAUUUGACUACCAAUCCACCUUGAAGCAACUUUUUCAGGAAUUUGAAGGUGGUGAUGAUUCUUCACAGCUAGCAUCUGUAACUGUGCGAAUAAUGCAAGCUUUGCAAACCAAUUUAGAUGGGAAAUCAAAGCAGUAUAAAGACCUUGCGUUGACACAUCUUUUUCUCAUGAACAAUAUUCAUUAUAUUGUCAGAUCGGUUCGGAGGUCUGAAGCCAAGGAUUUGCUGGGGGAUGAUUGGGUACAACGACAUAGGAGGAUUGUGCAGCAGCAUGCAAAUCAAUACAAAAGAAAUGCUUGGGCAAAGAUUCUUCAGUGCCUAUCUAUUCAGGGCCUUACCUCAUCAGGUGGUGGGAGUGGUACUGCUGGUGGUGACGGUGGAACUGGAAGCAGUAGUGGUGCUUCAAGAGCAAUUGUGAAAGACAGGUUUAAGGCAUUCAAUAUUAUGUUUGAGGAACUCCAUCAGAAACAAUCGCAAUGGACAGUUCCAGACUCCGAGUUGCGAGAAUCUCUUAGGCUAGCAGUUGCUGAAGUCUUGUUGCCUGCCUAUAGAUCAUUUGUCAAACGAUUUGGGCCUCUAGUGGAGAGUGGAAAGAAUCCUCAGAAGUACAUCAAAUACUCAGCAGAAGAUCUAGACCGAAUGUUGGGUGAAUUUUUUGAAGGAAAAAACAUGAGUGAAACCAAGCGGUAAAAUAAUUGCUAAUGAGGUUGUAUUUGGUGGCUGAAAAGGAGUUAUCAUUUUUGUCUUUUGGGUAUUGCCACGAGUGUGAUAAGAUGGUGAAUUGCUCUGCUUCCGUACAUUUUGUGUAUAGUUCACUUGAUUUGUUGGGUGAGAUGUUAGUCUUCAAAGCAAAUGCAUGUAUGCUAGUAGAAUCUCCGUUUAUUGGAACAUUGAUUUUUUUGAACCACGUGUACAAGUGUUUGUCAUUAUAUAUGUAACACGGGAUUUGGUGUGUAAUACUCUACCAUCAAAUUUCAAAAAUUAUUUUUUAAUUCUUUUGUUAUUUGUAUUUUUAAA